AGCGUGCAACAUCUCUCCUCCUCCUCUCGCGCUCCGCAGUGACUCUCGCGCUCCCCAUCAUCACUGCUACACUGGUCUGGAUGAUUGCAGUGGCAGCAACAUGGCUGUGAAUCUCAGCAAGAACAGACUGGCCCUCUUAACAGCCUACCAGGACGUUAUCAACGAGACGUCGGUAACCGACUGGGCCUUAUACACAUAUGAAGAUGACAGUAAUGAUUUGAUCCUGUCUUCAUCAGGAGAUGGUGGUCUGGCAGAGAUCGCAGUAACCUUCGAUAACACCCGGAUCAUGUACGGUUUCUGCAGCCUGAAGGACCCCACCGCAGCCCUGCCGCGCUACGUCCUCAUCAACUGGGUUGGUGAAGAUGUGCCCGAUGCCAGGAAGUGUGCCUGUGCCAGCCAUGUAGCCACCAUAGCCGAGUUUUUCCAGGUGGGUCUCCCAAAGGGUGUUGACGUCAUUGUGAACGCUAGCACCAUAGACGACAUCGACCCCUCAGCCAUCGGACAGAGGCUGACCAAUGGGACGGCUCCAGUGGCCAGCCCAGUGCUAAACCGCCUGCGAAUGAGAGACGAGGAGAACGCAGAGAACGUUGGCACCACCUACCAGAAAACAAAUGCAGAGAUCGAGAUGAAGAAAAUCAAUCGAGAGGAGUUCUGGGAACAAGCCAAGCGGGAAGAGGAGUUGAGAAAGGAGGAAGAGAGAAGGAAGGCUGCGGAGGAACGGCAGCGCUUUGAAGAAGAGAGGAUGGAGCUGGAGAGAAAAGAGCAAGAGGAACGAGAGAAGCGGUACCGCGAGAGGGAGCGGCAGAUCGAGGAACACAGGAAGAAGAUGCUGGAGGAGGAAGAGGCCAAAGAGAGGUCAAGGAAUCAACCCUUGAUUGUAAGAACAGAGCCCAGCUAUGACGAUCCUACCCUGGAGAAAAAGGAAUCAGAGGUUGAGGAGGCAGCAGCCAUCAUUGCCCAGAGGCCCGAUAACCCACGGGAAUUCUUCAAGCAGAGAGAGCGAGCCAUAGCCAACAGUGUGGACAUCUCACCAGUCACCACACACAGGACCGGCCGCUUGGACAGUCCAUUCUUGAGGCAGCAGCACAGUCCAUCCGAUUGCAGCCCACCCCCUUCUCGCACUCCGCCCCAUACGCGGCGGCAGCCAGGCCCACCUGAUGACUCUGAUGAAGGAAUCCUCGAGCGCAGCAUGACCACUGGAUGCACUCCCAUUCCUAAAAUCGCCAUUCAGGAGGACAAAGAUGACUUCUUUCGAAAGGAGUUUGACUUUGACACUCCCAAGCAAACUCCAGUGCAGGAAUCCGGCUUCACCAAGACCUCUCCGAGUGAUUCUCCCCAGCCCAGCAACGCUGCUCCAUUAUCCAGCACAGAUGACAGCCUGCUAGACCUGUGGGACAGCAGCCCAGCGCCAGCUACUGCUCCCUCCCAGGCCCCUUCUCACAUUAUGGACCUGAUGGAGGACACCCCGGAGCCUCAUCUCGCCAGUUCCUCCCCUGCUCUCCCGCAGCCGCUUAUGAGCUUCGAUGAGGUGCCUGACGCCCCCUACUGCACCGGCACAGAAGACGACCCCUCCAGCCUGGUGGAUGUGGCCGGACCCCACCAGAUGACCCUGAGUUACCAGCAGGCCCUGCAGCAUGCUUCCGGCUCCGACAGCCAGGACCUGGAUGACGGACAGCUACUGUUGACCAAUGGAGACACGCUGCUUAAAGAAGGGACCCAGGCGAGUGAAGGUUACUUCAGCCAAUCACAGGAGGAGGAUUUUGCCCAGUCAGAUGACUGCACUGCAAAAGUCAACCCAACACCAGUUUUUUAUAACAAACCACCAGAAAUCGACAUUACGUGCUGGGAUACAGACCCCGUGAUGGAAGAUGAUGAUUAGGAGCGACUGAGGGGAACAGAGGCGACACCUCGACGAAAACUGAUUUUACAACAGUUACUGAAGUCUUGCAUCAAAAUGUUUUAGAGAAAAAAACAACAACAAUGUUAGCCACAGAAGAAAAGGACUCGGGUUAUUGUUAAAGAUGCCAGUGGGUAUGAGUGCUCUCGGUUUGUGUAUGUGUGUGUGAGUGAGUGUGUUUAUUAUUUAUUUCUAUCUCUUUCUCUUUUUUUUUUUUUGCUAUGCAGAGUAUAGCACAGUGCGUCUCUAGCGCUCACCUGUGUUGUAUCGAUCCCUGUGCCUAACAGGUGUGUGUAGUAGCAGAUUAGAUCAUUCCUUAAUCGACGCUGAGCUUAGGUCUGCUCAGCAGUUCAAUCAAGUUCCCCACAAUCUUAGUUGCUUAGUUGAAUCACAUGUGUUUGAGUGUUAUGCCCACAGGGGUCUUUGCUUUGAUGACUCAGUCGGUCAGGGACGGUUGAACCCUCACCCUCAUCAAAGCAAAGACAUUUCAGAACUCGAUUUUAGCUUCAGUUGAGUCAAUCGUAUUUAGCAAACGGAAAAUGAGGGGGGUUUAUAUGUGAUUAUGAAACAAUUUUGUGUUGUGCCAAUUAUUUUGAGUAUGAUGUGUCAGUGUAACGGCCUUUUAGGACUUUAGCGCCAGGUGGCAUAUGUAUAUUUUGACUACAUAUGAGACAAUGUGUAUAAACAAUGGCUGAAACUGACUUUUUUUUUUGAACAACUGCAAUAGAGCUUUGAUUUGUUGAGAAACUUAGGCAAUAACAAUUAUAGUGAACUCCUUUGGGAAUUGUUUUAGUUACAUAUGCGGUAGUGUGUGUACAUAUACUGUAUGUGUGUACAUCUAGUUUAAAGAUAAAGGGAGAAGAGAGUCCCGUAUUAUUGGAGAGGCUCAGGCCUGAAACUCUACAUAAGUACGCAAGCAUUGACGCGAAUGCUAGCACACAGUCCCGGUGUACAUGUUAGCAUGCGGACUUACUGUGGUGUUAACAGACCACAAGUUCUCAAAGGGAUAGUUUACACAAAAAUAAAAAUUCUGUCAUUUACUCGCCCUUGUGUCGUUCUUUCUUCUGUGGAGUAUAAAAGAAGAUCUUUUGAGAAGUCUGUGUUUUUUUUUGUUUUUGUCCCAAAACUGUUUGGUUACCAACAUUCUUCAAAAUAUACUCUUUUGUGUUUCACAGAAGAAAGAAAGUCAUAUGAUGCAGCUACAACUAUCCCUUUAAGAAGCCAAAUACCUUCGAUUUGCAAUUAUCCAAGUUGCUAGCUAUAAACUUGCUUACCAAGAUUCAAACUGUCACUCCAUUAUGAGAGUAGUCAAUGAUCUAUGGUCUUUUUUGUCUUUCGGAAGACUAUUUAUGCUAAUGCUAGCUAUAGCGCCCCUUGUGGCUGAGAAUGCAGUGCUUAGCGUCGUGUUAUGAAUUGCAUUCUUCUAACACAUUUCAGCAAAUGGAGACGUGUGAAACCGAAGCAUUUUUGUUUGUGUACUUGCGUAGAGUAUGGUUUUGACCUCAAUUUAUCGUGGAUGUGAUUUUGAUCCUUUUAGUUUUAUGCUCCAAAAGAAGGAAAUUCCUAGUAAUUACACAUUUCAAACCCUGGUAACCUCCUCUAUUGAAUAUAAAAUUAAAAUGACCCCAGUAAUAUUUUUUAUUUUAUUUAUUUAUUUUUUUUAAGUUUUGUUGCUAGUUAAAAAUGCUUAACCCAGGACUUCCUUCAGAGUGAUGUUACCCUUAUGGACGUCUAGAAUUUUUUAAGACUUUUUUAUAAACCUAAAAUGAUUACAAACCUUCAAAUCAAAUUUGGAUUUUGUAACUUUUACACAAGUGCAGGGACACAUCACCUUGCUCAAGGGCAGAAUAGUGAGAGGUUCUCACUAACUCAACACUGACUCAAACUGUAAUCUUUGUUGCACCAGCCCACAUCCUUAACCGCCAAGUUAUCACCACCCACUGUCUUCCUCAUACUUUUAGUCAUGUUAAAAAGCCACAUCACAAUAUCUUGGCUUUACAUUACAAAGGGUUGUUUUGAGUGGAAAAGCGAGCAAUAAGCCUAAACCAAUAGUAUUGUUCUGUAAAUAGCUCUAAUUUUGUGCUCAUGUAAAAUGUACUACAAUUCACUAACAUGUAUUGAUUCUCCACCCAUGAAAAACGGGGGUUGGCGUACGUUUGGAUUGGGUUUCUUGCAUUUCUUUGGUGAGAGAGAAAACGAGGUUGCUCAGUAUGAAACCUAGUAGGAAGUAACCCGCAUCUUUAACAGUAACUUAGCCCCUUUUGAAAUGACUUCCGUGUAUCCUGUUCACCCUCCAACCUCCUUAGUAGUGAUUAUUAUUCUCUUUCUCCCUCAAACUACUAGGAGACUACUACUACCACCACUACUAUUAUUACUAUUACUAGUACUGUUCUACUACAGUAAUUUCUUCUUUGCCCCUGAAGCAAGGCUUAGCGUCUCCUGAAAGUUCUCUUUUUUUAAUUAUUUUUUUUCUAUCUCUUCCUUUUUCCGUCCGCUUCUCACACGCUGUUUUUGAAACAAGCACAAGAUCUUUUGUGACAUGCUAUGUGCUUAUGUAUGUUAAUAAAAGACUUUAAAAUCCUUCAGAAAA
This is a messenger RNA of Megalobrama amblycephala (Wuchang bream), 4487 nucleotides long. It is a transcript of the gene dbn1, whose product is annotated as drebrin 1. The coding region runs from base 101 to 1879 and encodes 592 amino acids. Gene Ontology annotation, molecular function: actin filament binding. The record is from RefSeq and is a predicted model, not a curated record. Lineage: Eukaryota; Metazoa; Chordata; Actinopteri; Cypriniformes; Xenocyprididae. Gene Ontology annotation, cellular component: cortical actin cytoskeleton; plasma membrane; site of polarized growth. The transcript is spliced from 15 exons. Gene Ontology annotation, biological process: neuron projection morphogenesis; positive regulation of axon extension; postsynaptic actin cytoskeleton organization.